CGAGAUUACACGCGCAUAGCGGGCAGGAGCAAGCACGCAGACACCCGACUUCCUUUCCUUUCCCUCGUUCUUCCACAGCCGAUAUUUUUUUUUACGGGGCCGCAGUGGGCCUUCCACUCUCGGGUUAUUAAAACAUCAGCGGCACACAGCACCAUGGGCGGCACGAUAUCGAGUCCGCACCGAUGCUUCAGCAUGCGAAACCCCUUCGCACGGGCAUUGUUGCUCACCCUGGCCAUGUUCAGCGUCAGCUGGAUAUUCCUUCGGUCGGACAUAGACGUGAGGUCGGCGCUCCGGAAGACAGCCGCCUCAGCCAGGGAGGUGAUGUCGCAAAGACCACUGGGAUUCGGGAUAACCGCAGAAACGUCAGCCGAGAAGCACGGCAGCCACGCACAAAGCUCGAAUGCGUCACGCGUCAUGAUUUGCGACUACGACAUAGAACGACUCAAGAAAUGGAAGGAACAAUACCAUCUCCAGGACACGUUCGAGUACACCAAGCGGUACGUACAAGUGAGGCGGCAGAAUAUCACCAGGAAGUCGGUUACCAAGCUCGGGCAAGACUUCCUCGCCGGCGAGGUCAAGGUGGUGGACGUGAACCAGCAGUACGCAGCCGAGACGUGCCCGGAGCCGCUCGUGGUGCCGGUUCCGCAGUCUCCCUUUCCCGAGACAGUCAACGCCUCCGAAUUCAUGUUCGGCGUUUCGACCACUUACAAGCGAUUCGUCGACCCGCGCACGAGCCCGAUUAACGAGUGGUCCUACUGGCUCACCGACGGCAAGGGCAACUCAAACGGCGGAAAACUGGUUCUCAUGCUGCUGGACGCCUCAGAGAGCGAGCUGGGAGAUGCCUACAGCAAGCUCACCAGCCGUGGCAUCGACGUGGACGUGUACCGGUCAGAUCCGAGCAUGAUCAUGGCAGUGCGCUACCUCACGCUGGUGCCCCAGAUGUACAAUCACCCAGAGCGAGUCAACAAGAAGUGGCUCGUCGUCUGCGACGACGACACCUUCUUUCCCUCGUUCCACGCGCUCGCAGACAAGUUUGCCGAGUACGACCACGAGAGGCCCAUGUACAUCGGCACCUUCUCAGAGGACGUGAACAACAUCCAGCGGCACGGGUCUCAGGCAUUCGGUGGCGCCGGCGUGUUUCUCAGCGUGCCAAUGGCCGAGAUCGUCGCCGAGAAGUACGACACGUGCAGGACGGAGGACAAGAUCCGCGAAUCUAACAGCGGGUGGGGCCCCCAGGGCGACAUCCUCCUGCGCAAGUGCAUCUACGAGAACUCAGAGGUGAAGCUCACGCUGCUCAACGACCUCUGGCAGCUCGACCUGUUGGGCGACCCGUCGGGCUUCUACGAGUCCGGCAUCAAGCCGCUGUCGCUGCACCACUAUCGCGGCGGCAUCUGGCACACUGCCCACCCGUGGCACUACACCAAGGUGGCGCACGUCUGCGGCGAGGACUGCACGCUGCAGCGCUUCCAGACUGCCGACAACUUCAUCAUCUCCAACGGCUUCAGCGUGGCCUACUACCCCUGGGGCAUCGACUUCGACCUCAACCAGUUCGAGGCCACAUUCCACGCCGCGCCGGAGAACAAGGGGUGGAACCUUGACUACAAGAUGGGUCCGCAGCGGCCUUCGCUGCACAAGACGGGGCGCAAGAUCUCGUGGGACCUGAAGGAGGCGACCCGCAAUGAGGACGGCACCGUAAGUCAAGUAUAUGUGUUGAAGCACUACGACUGGCGGUGGAAGAAUCCGGAUGGGACGCCGAUGACUGAACGCGACGGCGUCAUCGAGCUAGUGUGGAUGCCGGAUGACUGAGAGCAUUUCCGAUUUAUUUCAUUUGUUUUGUUUCUUGAAGUUGAG
Messenger RNA from Thermothielavioides terrestris NRRL 8126, 1851 nucleotides. RefSeq names its product glycosyltransferase family 31 protein. Gene Ontology annotation, molecular function: acetylglucosaminyltransferase activity. The transcript has a single exon. The record is from RefSeq and is a predicted model, not a curated record. Gene Ontology annotation, cellular component: membrane. Lineage: Eukaryota; Fungi; Ascomycota; Sordariomycetes; Sordariales; Chaetomiaceae. Bases 154 to 1806 code for a protein of 550 amino acids.